CAGUGAAGCAAAUUGCCAUUCGGAGGAGAUUCACUGUUGAUUCCCCGGCCUAAAGGGGAGCUUUCGGCGACGAGACAUGAACAGCUUGAGGCUGAAACUGAAGGCUAACGCCGACCCAGAAGCGUCAACCUCGAAGCCUCUCGAGUUUGAUCCCAGCGAAAGCGUGAAGAAAGGAGAAAGCUUCGAUCUUGGGCAUGGGAGCGAGGUCUUUCACGUGCCCCGCUUCUUCCCGGCGGACCAGUCGUGGGCAUGGUUCGAUUACAUCAACAAGCACGUCCCUUGGUCCAGACCCACUCUCCGCAUCUUCGGUCGCCGUCUCGUCCAGCCCAGAGAUUCUUGUUAUAUUGCGGCGGAAGGGUUGCCGGCAAUUAGUUAUAACGGGCACACGCCUCGUGCUUAUUCUUGGGGCGAUUUUCCUCCACUCAAGGACAUCUUGGAUGCAGUCCAUAAAGCUCUUCCUGGAAGUAGAUUUAAUAGCUUGGUACUAAACCGAUACGAUGGUAACAAUGACUAUGUGUCUUGGCAUUCUGAUGACGAGAUGCUUUAUGGACCGACCCCAGAAAUUGCCUCAGUUACCUUUGGAUGUGAGCGUGAAUUUUUGCUAAGGAAAAAACCCAGUAAAAUGUCUCGAGCAUCUGAUGAUGAGCCUAAGAGCAAGCGACUAAGGAAGAGCCAUGACCCUGAUCAGCACUCUUUCGUGCUAAAACAUGGAUCGCUGCUUGUAAUGAGAGGCUACACUCAGCGGGAUUGGCUUCACUCGGUUCCAAAGCGAGUGAAACCGAUGUCUAUUCGAAUCAAUCUCACCUUCAGAUGUGUCCUGCCGUAGCUCUGCCACCAAGCACAUAAUCAUUUUUCUCUGCUCCUGUUAGUUAUGUUGGGUUUGCAGUCAACAAGUUUUGAGAGAGCAACUGUCUAUGGCAACUGCUUCUAUAUGUGCAAAGUGCGAAGGAAGUCGAACCAGAGCACCAUGUGUUUAUAGGUUUCAACCUACAGGUGUUAAAUUGACUUAGGUUGCUCUGUUUUCAUUUUGGCUAAUAUUAAGAACUUGAAGUUGUGAUUUUUUUUU
Syzygium oleosum is the source of this 1066-nucleotide messenger RNA. RefSeq names its product DNA oxidative demethylase ALKBH2-like. The transcript is spliced from 4 exons. The record is from RefSeq and is a predicted model, not a curated record. Bases 77 to 826 code for a protein of 249 amino acids. NCBI's taxonomy places the organism in Eukaryota, Viridiplantae, Streptophyta, Magnoliopsida, Myrtales, Myrtaceae. Gene Ontology annotation, biological process: DNA repair.